Volvox carteri f. nagariensis is the source of this 1298-nucleotide messenger RNA. It is a transcript of the gene vcrp, whose product is annotated as small cysteine-rich extracellular protein. The transcript has 3 exons. The coding region runs from base 98 to 853 and encodes 251 amino acids. The record is from RefSeq and is a predicted model, not a curated record. Lineage: Eukaryota; Viridiplantae; Chlorophyta; Chlorophyceae; Chlamydomonadales; Volvocaceae.
CUCUCAUUUUAUACAGCCGGCGGCACCGGCACUUAAAACUCCAUUGUUACGUGUGCAUCCACCGCUGCUUCGUGCUUGCCCUUGUAACCGCAGCAAUAUGCGGUCUUACGUUAACCUCCUGCUGGCGCUGUGCGCCAUCGCCAUGAGCGCCACUUUCACAGCUGCUGCAGGUGAUACACAUGUGCAACUUCAGGAGUCGGGUGUUGCCACUAUUACAACGACCACAACAGUUGUGAUGCAUAAGCCCCACGAGCCAUCGGCGGCGAACAAGUUUGCGGCGGUUGACGGCCAUAACGGCUCCCAACCGCUUGGGGGCAUGUUCGACUGCGCAAAGCUCGCUUUCAAAUGCGGGAAGGCCGCUUAUCAGGCAUACAAGACGCACGACAAAAGCGCAUUACUUCAAUGCGCUUCCGUUUCUUCUCUUUGUGACUGCGUUAGUGCUUUUUACAAGUACUCCCCUUCAGUAGCAGACUUCAUGAAGAAGUACAUCUGCCCGGGGCCCAGCAUGUUGCAGUCAGCACCAGCAGCAGGCGGCUGUCCUGCUGGCUACGACCGGAUCCCAGCCGAUGGACAGUGGUGCUACUCUCGUCACUGCCCCCCCACCUAUAGCCUUAUUGAGUCUACGAGCGAGGACGAGCAGAAACGGUGCUAUCGUGACUGCGAUCUGGGCUGGGAAGACCGUGGCACGACGUGCUACGUGAGCGCACAUAUGUACAAGAAGGACUGCUGUUGCUUGCAUGGCUGCUGCGGCUGCAACAACACCUACACGGAUUCUGGGUGCGAGUGCUGGAGGGCCAAGGAUGAGAAGCAGAAGGAAUUUGUAAUUCGCCCCAGUGUCUUGGCGGACAUUUAGGCCGAUCGAUGGAUGGACUGGAUGGGAUGACCCGUGGCAAGCAAGCAUAAGUGACUUGGCUGUGUCUCAUUCAGUUUCUCGAUCGAAUAGGCAUGUCGUUAGUCUUGCCGCCGGCGGCGCUGUUAUGCGUGCGUUAGUUCCAGCCGUUGCUACUUACUUUGCUGCGGUUGGUGUUUGUUGCGCACCCGGCGCACUUUAGCGGUGUUCACUGGUGAAGCUAAACCCGGUUGCCCCGGCCAUCAUUGUACGGCGUUGGCUUGGUACGUAGGGCCCGCGUUCUCAGUUGUCGAGGGCUGUGAUCCUACUUGUUCCGUUGGUAAUCUAGGCUGCUUCAGACCUGCUGGCAUCGUCAGCCAUCGGUGUAAAUAAACUGGUGUAACCAAGCAAAUAAGCUUGGCAUCCGUCUGGACAGCAGUUGAUUAUUUAACCCUCAUGUAGCAACGUU